Messenger RNA from Schistosoma turkestanicum, 2773 nucleotides. The record is from the annotation of a GenBank genome assembly. NCBI's taxonomy places the organism in Eukaryota, Metazoa, Platyhelminthes, Trematoda, Strigeidida, Schistosomatidae.
AGUAUAUUAAAUGUGACCAUAUCAAUACAAGCAUUUGGUUCAUUGGCUAUAUUUGUUUGGAUGUUUAUUGAAGGUUUGUAUUUAUGCCUAAUUGUUUAUUGUGCAUUUUGGAUUGAAAAAAUGAAAUUUUGGCCAUAUGCAUUAUUUGGAUGGGGUUUACCAGCGAUACUCAUUACAAUUCGUACAAUAAUGAAUUAUAUUCGACAUCCAACAGAAUUUUGGCUUUUCUAUGGAACUGAUGUAUAUUUAUUAACGAUACCAUCAUUAAUUCUUUUGGGUUUGAAUGUUAUCUUUCUAAUUAUCAUCUUGUAUGCAUUGAAUAAUAAAUUACGCAAACGUGCUAUCACUACCAGUAUUGAUGCAAAUAAUAUGAAUAGUAAUAAUGAGAAUAAUUGUGAUAUGGAAUUACAAAAAUACAAUCGUCGAAUGUCGACUUAUGCUUUCAUUCAUUCUUAUGAAAAUUAUCCAAUCAUAGGCAAUGAUUCACUUGUACAACAACAACAACCUCUUGAAAACAUGAAAGAUUAUCGAACCGGUCUUAUGUCAUUCACAAAUAAACAACGAACUAAUACUAAUAAUAAUAAUAAUGACUGUUAUUAUUUUAAUCCUAGACAACGUAAAUCCUUAUCAUUUCAUAAAAAACCCGAUUCUAAUUUGAAUGCAAAGGAUACAAUUAACAAAAUAUCUGAAGAAGAAGUAGUAGCAGUACAUCAAGAUACUACUAACAAUGAACAGAACAAUAGUAUUAAUAGUAUAGUUAACAUUGACAAUAAAUCCGGCGUAAAUUGUUUACCUAAAUCACAACCGAAAAGACGAUUUCGAUCGUUACCGAAUACACGAUUAUCAUUGUCCGAUUCAUCGAAUUGUGAUCAACAAUCAUUUUUUCAUAAAACAGGUCGUAGUGCUUCAUAUCGAUCGUCACAACUUAGUGAUAUAUCAAGAUUUGAAUUGUCCGGUACAACACGUGUACGUUUGGCUAAGUUAAUUGGUCGUAUAAGUGGAAGAGAAUUUGUAAAAACAGUUAAAGCCAGUUUAACUUUAAUGCCAUUGCUUGGAAUCCCAGAGAUUAUAUUCAUUACACCUUAUCAUCCAUAUUUAAAACCUGGAUUUGAUAUUAUCAAUGCAUUUCUCACUUCAACUCAAGUAAUAUUUAAUAAUUUUUGCAAUGAAUUAGACCAAUUACGUAUACUUUGUACAUGGAAUAAAUCGGAGAAAACUACUGACCAAUCAAAUUCCAGUGGGGUACUCAUGUUACGUACAGUGUUGAAUGGUGAAUAUCAUUGUUUUGAAUUAAGUCUUUGCGCACAACUUCGUCCAGAUUUGUGUACCCUACGUUUGAAUCAUUCCACAGUUGAUAAUUUCGACUCAUUAUCCUGUUCCUCUGCCUACUCCUCCUCCUUCUCCGCCUCCUCGUCUUUACGCUCGUCCAGCUCUUGCUGCUCACUAUCAAAUAGUAGUAGUGUAACAGGAGAGAAAAAUGACCGAGAUCGAUUAACUUAUCUAAGUAUUAAUUUAAUUAAAAUGUCAACUAUAAAAUCAUCAUCUUCAACCAGCUGUUUGUUGACUCCAGUCAGUAGUAGUAGUAUUAUUAGUAGUAGUGGUAGUAGUAGUACAUUACUACCACCAAAUAUUGAUAGUUUAAAAUUAGCCGAGAAAUCAACAAAAUCUACAUUUCGUACAAUUGGUAUUGUACUUCGUGAUGUUUGUAUUGGUUUGGAUGUUGAAAAUAGUACAAUUUCUAAUGAACAAUUUUUCACUUGUCAAAUACUUCAAUCUUAUCGGCGGAAUACAAGUUGUUAUCGAUUAAUGCAUAUUCAAUGGCCUGAAUCACAAGUGAACAUUCGUGUACCAAUUGGUUUUUAUGUGAAUGUUCGUUUAAAAACUGAUCAAGGUAAUUAUGUCAUUCGACCAUAUACACCGAUCAUAUGCAAUGAUUUCACUUCCGCAUCCAUUAUGAAUACACAUGAUGCACAGAAUAAUGUAAAUAAAUUUUAUUUAUUAAUUAAAAUUUAUCCAAAUGGUGAAUUCUCGCAACUUGUUAAUCAUUGUUGUGCAAACGAUACAAUUGAAGUGAGUUUACCAAUUGGUAAUUUCAAUAAUAAUUUAAUCAAACAAAUAAUUCAUCGUGACACUCAUAAUAAUAAUAAUAAUAACAUUGGUCAAUUUGAUGAUGCCUCCACCUUAUCACAUAUAAUCAUGUUAGCCGGCGGUAGUGGAAUUACGCCGAUGCUACAAAUUAUCCAAUCAUUAUUUCUGAAUAAUCAUCAAAAUUUACAAACAUUCAAAGUGUAUUUGUUACAUUUCAAUCGUUGUCAAUAUGAUCAAAUAUUAAUUUCUUAUUUCGAUGCAUUGCAUAAUACAUUUCCAAAUCGAUUUUCAAUUACUCAUGUUCUCUCGGAACCAUUAUGUCUAACUGAUGGAGUGGAUGCUAAUGAUGACGACAAUAGUAGUAGUAGUAAUCAUUUGUUAUAUGGACAUUUAACCGAUGAAUUAUGUCGUCAAUGUUUCAACAAUGAAAUUAUUGAUCAAUUUCAAUCACAAACAUACUGUUUCAUAUGUGGUCCAUCUGGUUUUAAUGAGACAGCUGUCAAAUUAACAAAUCAAUGGUCUAUACCUAAAGAACAUGUACAUGUAUUUAAAGGAUAAAUUUUUUUAAGAAAGCAUUCCAUUGCAUAAUAAAAUGAUCUUAUAUGUAGUAUACAACACUUUGCCCCCUAUACACAAAUCUACUGAUUUCACCUUAAUGACUUAUACUACUACUACUACUACUACU